AUGGUUCAUCACCAAAGUGACCUUAUUGGUGACCUCAAAGAACGAAAUAUUCUCCAAGAAAGACGAAUAUCAGAACUAGAAGCUGCCCGACAUACACAAGACAACAUCUGCGAUGAGAUGAAAAUCCGACUGGAGAAAACAGAAUCUAGAUUACACAGCCACUUUUCUGUGUCUUCAGGUCCUACCAACAUUACAACAAAAUCACCUGAAGAAGAUAUCCCCGAUGGAAGAAUAGUUAGAUCAGGACGUCUUCUGAUGAAUACCAUUAGCAAUGGAAUGCCAUCGUAUGAGGAGGGCGUAAUAGCUUUUUAUGCCCAGAUGUCCUCAUCAGAAAUAAGUCCAGGCGCUCACCAUACGCUCAUCUUCGAUAAAGUACGCACUAAUGUUGGCAACGGAUAUAAUGGAGUCACAGGGGUCUUUACUGCACCAAACGAGGGAAUCUAUGCAUUUAUCUGGGUCAUUAGAAUGCUUAAUGCCGAACAUUCCACAGAGUUAAUGAUUAACAACGAUAUCUUAGGUGCUACAUUUUUGCGCGCCAAAAACAAUGACGACGGAUCAGUGAGCGGCACCGCUAUUGCGCAUGUCGCGAAAGGAGAUGUUGUAUUCGUGCGCAUCCAUUCCACGUAUGCUGGGGAUGGCAACGUCUUUAGCAAUCUGCAUGGCAAGCCAACAUUUUCCGGGUGGUUACUGCACUAG
Molecule: messenger RNA, 696 nt
Organism: Saccostrea cuccullata (small rock oyster)
Lineage: Eukaryota; Metazoa; Mollusca; Bivalvia; Ostreida; Ostreidae
Product: complement C1q-like protein 4
Exons: 2
Coding region: 1-696 (231 amino acids)
Molecular function (GO): protein binding
Source: RefSeq, a predicted model, not a curated record